This is a messenger RNA of Amphimedon queenslandica, 1615 nucleotides long. Its product is annotated as kelch domain-containing protein 10-like. Lineage: Eukaryota; Metazoa; Porifera; Demospongiae; Haplosclerida; Niphatidae. The record is from RefSeq and is a predicted model, not a curated record. Bases 500 to 1615 code for a protein of 371 amino acids. Gene Ontology annotation, molecular function: protein binding. The transcript is spliced from 5 exons.
CAAAACUCUCAUGUAAUAUAAAAUCUCUAAUAAUUCCAGUUAAGAUAUUGUUUGUCAUGUUUGCUAUAAUGCAUUAACAUUAAUAAUAAUAAUAAUAAAACUUGAAUUGUUUUGAUUGUAAUAUCUUGUAUUACUAUUAUACCUGAGGGUUAGUUUGUGAGUACAUUUCUUGUAAGUACUAGCUCAAGUACCUUUUAUCAUAAUCACCAAGAGAGUACCAACUACCAAUUAUUAUUAAUUGGACUCACCACUAACUCACUAAGAAGAAUAUAUUCCAAUGCAUUCAAUAGCAGGACCAUCACCUCAUCAGCAAGCAAAGAAGACAUGUUUUAACCUGAUGUAUUCCUUGACAUACAACCAACUAAUAAUUACUGUACUUAUUGUUAUAAUGUUGGCAGUGAUUGGAUUUAAUUUAGAAGGUGAUAUGGGUGUGGGUGAUUAUGAGUAAUGAAUAUUGUUAUUAUGGGUGUGGCUAGUUAAUUAACAUUCUUGACAAACAAUGUCUAAAGGUAUCUAUCAACUGGGAGGGAUAGCUCAUCACUCAGCUCCUGUAGUAGGAGAAUCAGUGUUCCUGUGGGGAGGGUAUAGGCCUGACUUACCUUUUGUUCAUGAUUCCCCACAAAAGAGGAAAUUGUUGUCCACCAUUGAUAGACUGGAGUUUAGGACUGGUGGUUGGUCCUCUCACGUGACCAGAGGAGCGUCACCUCCUCUAGGAGCUAUAGGAUACUCCUGUACUACUAGAAACAAUGACAUCUUCUAUUUUGGCGGCGUCUGUGGAGAUGAAAUGUGUUUUCAUAAUGACGUGAACUCAUUUAACAGUCUAACAUAUGAAUGGAGUAAUAUAAUACCAACCAGUGAUGCUGUAAUGAAGAGAGGGUAUGGUGGUAUGGUGUGUAUGGAGUGUAUGGGUACAGAAUACCUAUUUAUGAUAGGAGGGUUUGGUUCUACACCCACUACAUACCAAUCACAGUAUCAGUAUAUUCAGUUAGGUACUGGUCGUAUUCGUACUAAUGAACAGAAUUUAUUAAAUUUAUCAACAAGACAAUGGAUUAUUCCAACUAUUAGUGGUCAGUGUUGUCCUCCUACUGCUGCCUUUGCUAUUGAAAAGAUUACUAAUAAUAAAGCUGUCAUGUUUGGUGGAAGAGUGUCUAGGGAUGAUGGUAGAAGUGAUAUAAUGGUUAAUACAGUCUAUACAUGUCAACUGGAGUCUGAUACUACAAUACACUGGGAGAGUGUUAAGGGACCAGUAGUACCUGCUAGUGUACAGUGGCCUGAGGAGAGAGACUCUCAUGCUAUUACUAGUAUCAUCAGUGACGCACCUACACUAGUAAUGAUAGGUGGAGAGGGUAAAGAUGGUCAACUAGUAAAUGAUAGUUGGUUACUGAAUACUAGUCAGUACCAGUGGAGUAAGAUUGUUCUACCCGAAUCUGUUACUGGUAGACAGGGUCAUUCCUUAUCAUCAAUAAUGAUGAGUCCAGACUGUGUGUGGUUGGUGGUAGUGGGUGGGAGAGGAGCAAUUGAAUGGAAAGAUGUAGGAAGAGGAUACAUGGAAGCAUUUUCUAACUAUAUCACUGAUCCUAAUAUCACAAUGUUAAUAGAACUAGGUAAGAAGUGA